Molecule: messenger RNA, 2402 nt
Organism: Gossypium raimondii (Peruvian cotton)
Lineage: Eukaryota; Viridiplantae; Streptophyta; Magnoliopsida; Malvales; Malvaceae
Product: ABC transporter G family member 25
Exons: 3
Coding region: 122-2104 (660 amino acids)
Cellular component (GO): membrane
Molecular function (GO): ABC-type transporter activity; ATP binding; ATP hydrolysis activity
Source: RefSeq, a predicted model, not a curated record
ACACCCCGCCCUCUCUACCUCUCUCUCCCCAGAUCCUCUCCACUUCUUUCCUUCCUUUCUUUCUUCCACACACACUUUCCUCCCCCACAACUAAGAAAAUUAAAAGGGAAAAGGGUAAAUAAUGCCGGGCUUUGGUGGUGUAGGACUUCAACUAGAAACUCCCAAUAGGGACAGUCCAACUCGAGAUUUGCGUGACCACCUCCCUUCUUUAAUGUCUUCUUCUUAUCCUAUCACUCUCAAGUUCAUCGACGUGUGUUACAAGGUGAAGAUUCAGCAAACCAACACUCGAGGUCGGAGCAUUAAACGCAUGUUCACCCAUGGAUCCACACCUUCUGAUCUGAUAUCAACCAUCCAAGAGAAAACUAUCUUGAACAAUAUCACGGGCGUGGUUUCACCAGGGGAAAUCUUGGCCAUCCUUGGCCCUUCAGGCAGCGGCAAAUCUACACUCCUCAAUGCCUUAGCUGGGAGGCACCAACAACAAAGCCGUGCCUUCUCUGGAACUAUCCUUGCUAACAACAAAAAAUCCACCAAACAAAUAGCCAAACGCACCGGAUUCGUCACCCAAGAUGAUGUUCUUUACCCUCACUUAACAGUUCGUGAAACACUAGUGUUUUGCUCCCUCUUAAGGUUGCCCAAAACAUUGACCAAAAAAGACAAGAUUUCAGUGGCUGAAAUGGUUUUAUCCGAGUUGGGGCUAUCCAAAUGUGAAAAUACAAUUAUCGGGAACAGUUUCAUACGCGGGAUUUCCGGUGGAGAGCGAAAAAGAGUGAGUAUAGCUCAUGAAAUGCUUGUAAACCCUAGUCUGUUGAUUCUUGAUGAACCAACGUCGGGUUUGGACUCGACAGCGGCUUUCCGGUUGGUUUCGACGUUGGGGUCGUUGGCUCAAAAGGGAAAAACCAUAGUUACAUCCAUGCACCAACCUUCAAGCCGAGUUUAUCAGAUGUUUGACUCGGUGUUGGUUUUGAGUGAAGGAAGGAGCAUUUAUUUUGGGAAGGGAAGUGAAGCCAUGGCUUAUUUUGAGUCUCUUGGAUUCUCGCCGUCUUUUCCUAUGAAUCCUGCGGAUUUCCUCCUUGAUCUCGCUAACGGUGUGUGUAAACUUGAUGGUGUAUGCGAAAGAGAGACACCAAACAUAAAACAAAGCCUGAUUGCUUCUUACAGUACCUUGUUGGCUCCAAAAGUAAGAGAUGCUUGUAUGGAGAUCACCGCUGUUUCAGAAAGGGACUCGCAUUUGAUCGGGAGCCAUUCUUGCCAACAACACACGAGUAGCUGCAGCGUUGACCUCUCUACUUGGUUCUAUCAAUUCAGGAUUCUACUUCAAAGAGGGCUUAAAGAAAGAAAGCAUGAAUCUUUCAACACCCUCAGAGUCUUCCAAGUAAUUACUGCUUCCAUCUUGGCAGGUUUAAUGUGGUGGCAUUCGGAUUAUCGAGACAUACAAGACCGCCUCGGUCUCCUCUUCUUCAUUUCCAUAUUUUGGGGUGUCUUGCCAUCGUUUAAUGCAGUAUUUGCCUUUCCCCAAGAACGUGCCAUCUUUAUGAAAGAGCGUGCUUCCGGUAUGUACACUCUCUCUUCCUAUUUUAUGGCGCGGAUUAUUGGGGAUCUCCCAAUGGAGCUCAUCCUUCCUACGGUUUUCCUUAUCGUGACAUACUGGAUGGCUGGAUUGAAACCUGAUUUGGUGGCAUUUCUUUUGACAUUGGUGGUUCUUCUCGGCUACGUGCUUGUCUCUCAGGGGCUCGGCCUUGCAUUAGGAGCAGUAAUCAUGGAUGCCAAACAGGCUUCAACCAUUGUUACUGUCACAAUGCUAGCAUUUGUUCUAACAGGAGGAUACUACGUGCAUAAGGUGCCAGCAUGCAUGGCAUGGAUCAAGUACGUCUCUACUACAUAUUACAGCUACAAGCUGUUUGUUAACGUCCAAUACAGCCAAGGAAACAAAAUUUCCUCGUUGCUGGGGUGCUCACACCAUGGAAGUAACAGAGUUAGCUGCAAGUUUAUUGAUCAAGACAUCGCAGGCCAAAUUAGCCCGAAACUGAGUGUGGGAAUCUUGCUUCUAAUGUUUGUAGGAUAUAGGUUGCUAGCUUACCUUGCAUUGAGGCGCAUCAAAGGUUGAGCCUUAUGUAUUAUUAGUUUACACGUAUUUGUAAUUCAUACAUGCCCUUGUAAUCGUAAUUUUUCAAAAGGAUGGCGAAGGAAAAAGAGAAGAGAGAUUUAUUCAGGAAGUUGAGUUUGCAUUGAUGUUUCGGCCACGCUAAGUGUAAGUCAAGAAUCACUCUCUGCAACGAACUCUGGUCUUAGCAUUUGUAAAUUAAAUAGCAAAUAGCGACUCGCAUUUUAGAUGGGCUUUCUUCGGCUCUUUGCCGGUUCUGUAAAAGUCGAGGGGUCAGGUAAUAUAGGCUUACUAUUUUUAA